CUCCUUUCUUCCCGCGGCUCCGGGUCUGCUGCCUGCUGUCACGAAGAGCCAGACUAGCUGCAGCCGGGCAGCAGCCGGGGAGGGACGGGAGGGGGCGGAGGAGCCGGGAGCAGCAGACGCAGCCUCCGCGCGCAGGAGACAGACUGAAGGGAGGAGGCGGCGGCGGCUGCGAGGGUCUUCAGCUGCUCUGCGAAAAGGCAGCCCUCCGCCCGGGGGCGGCUGAGAUGGAGGGGCUUUCGGAGGGAAGAAUAACUGAAAUUACUGGCUGAACAGGCUUCCUGAAUCUAUUGUGUGGCACUAGUGGAAUUGAAUUAACCUCCUAAGAAGUAAAAAGAGACUUCACAAUUAUCCAGAGCUUUUGUUGAUAGACACUGAGAGUAGAAACUGAGGGCUGGACAGUGAGACUACUUUCAAGAAGCAGGCCUGGUGUUCCUGAGAGGAGAGUUGAAAUCCUCUGUGACACAGCUGGAAAAGCCUGCACAAGUGAACGGUGAAGCUCAAAGUGAUCACCAGAAAAGGAGUGAAGAAUACCUCUGGCUGACUCUAAGCAAAAUGAGCACACAAACAAGCAAUAGAACCCUAUGAUGUCCUCCAAGCAGAGACUUAGACUAAAUGUUCGACUUCUUUUUAUUCAUGGAAUGGCUGCUAUCUUCUUCACAAAUACAAUGGCUAUAAUUCUUUGUCAGGACGGUUGAAGCACUUCACCUGCACUUGCCAUUUGAAUUUGAGACACAUCCUAUUUUCCCUAGGUCUUAAAGACCUGAGAACAGGUGGGAGCCCAGGGAUGUUAAAUGCUGGAUUGGGAUAAAAAAAUGGACACUCACAUGUGAAGAUGGAAGUAACUUGAUCCCUCCAACUGCAUAAACUGCCUCUGGAAAGGAAAGGUUAAGAUUGGAGUCACAAGCUUUAGUGGAGAGCAGUAUGCAGGAAGCUGGUUUUCAGGCCACAAAUGCUUUCACAGAGUGCAAAUUCACCUGCACCAGUGGCAAAUGCUUAUAUCGUGCCUCACUGCUCUGUAAUGAACAGAAUGAUUGUGGGGAUAAUAGCGAUGAAGAGAACUGCUUACUUGUAACUGAACAUCCACCUCCAAGCAUCUUCAGCUCGGAACUAGAGUUUAUUCAGAUUAUCAUCAUCAUAGUGGUGAUAACUGUUAUGAUAGUAGUGAUCAUCUGCUUGCUGAAUCAUUAUAAGGGGUACAGGUCCUUCAUCAGUUGUCAGAGCCAAAGCAGGAGGCAAGAGGACUCUUUACAGCCAGAGAGGUGUCUGUGGCCUUCUGACAGUUCAUCUUCUCGACAAGGACCUUCAGAGAUAAUGUAUGCCCCACGUUCCAGGGACAGAUUUACCGCUCCAUCUUUUCUGCAGCGAGAACAUUUCAGUCGCUUCCAGCCAACUUAUCCCUAUGUACAGCACGAGAUUGAUCUGCCUCCUACAAUCUCUCUUUCUGAUGGUGAAGAGCCACCACCAUACCAAGGGCCCUGCACUCUGCAGCUUCGGGAUCCAGAACAACAGAUGGAACUUAACAGAGAAUCCGUGAGGGCACCACCAAACAGAACUAUAUUUGACAGCGACUUGAUAGAUGUUUCAGUAUACAAUGCGGGCCCUUGCCCACCAAGCAGCAAUUCGGGAAUAAGUGCAACCAAUUAUAGCAGUAAUGGAAGGAUGGAAGGACCACCCCCAACCUACAGUGAGGUCAUGGGGCAUUAUCCGGGUUCCUCUUUUUUCCAUCACCAGCAAAGCAACACGCCUUCUUCAUCACAGAGGGGGAGCAGACUUCAGUUUCAGCAGAACAAUUCAGAGAGCACAAUAGUCCCUAUUGAAAACAAAGACAGGAAACCAGGAAACUUUGUCUAGUUUCUUUUUCCAUGUGCACUUGGUAAGAGACAGGAGAAUCAAACAGGAGCAUAAGGGAAGCUUCUAUGCCCCUGUGCACAAUGUUGUUAAAGUUUCAUGUGACACAAUUUAGUCAAAACCAAACGUACAAAGCUGUUCUUUAUUUCCGAUUCCUUUAAGGGGAAUUGCAUGAAAAUUGUUUUGACAUAAUUGCAACCUUCCAUUCAGUUUGGCCAUGAGCAGUGUUUUUUUAAAAAUAUAUUAUUUUUUUAAUAACAUAUUUGAAUUAUUUAAUUUUAAGAAGUAACUUAGGCACAAAAACAUGCCUCGAUUGGCCUGUUUUAUAGUAAGUUAAAGGCUGAAAGAGGAGAGUAAGAAAGAUAAAUGGGGGCAAAAUUGGCCAGUUGCUUUCUCCCCCUUCUCCCAGAAUAUAUGAUUUCUUUUUUUCCUGUUUCCACAUUUAUGUUGUGUGCAAUUUUUUUUAGGAAAAAACCCUAAAUGAAUACAAGGAAUUAAUUUGUGUUGUGAUACUAGUGUGUUAAAUUUGCACUAUCUUUCAUGUUUUAAAUAUCUAUGAGGGAACUUUUACCUAUAAGGUUCUUCUAUAAGGUGUCUUUUUACCUUUUCAUUAUUAACCCCCAUGACUUUGCCCAGGCCUCUGUUGAUGAUCCCCAUUUUGGGGCAUACAGAUUUAAAUAGGUUUCUUAUCACUCUACAUAACAGAGAAUAAAUGAUAGAAGACAUUUUAACAUGUUACUGUUUGCAAUAAUUUUGCAUUCAAAUAGGGUAUCAGCAAAUGUCUUAGAAAUUUUGUAGAUGGAAGAAAGCAAAUGUGAAAAUACAGAAGCACCUUCUUUUGGUGAUUUUUAGCUAUAAGCCAUUUGUUUCACUAGAACAGAUUAAAUGCCACAUUUACUUUUUUUUUGUAAUUACAGCUAUAGCUUAACUGCUUGUCACCCUUUUUUUUUUUACACAAUUCAGUGUCAGUAGUACUUAAAGCUUUUGCAAAUUUUUACCUUCAGUGUAGUCCAUAAUAUAUUCAGUCAUAUAGCCUUACUUACAUCAUACAAUAAAUGAUUUUAAAAGUACAACACGUAUUCUGCUGUUAAAUUAUAAUUACGUUGUUUAAUAUUACUUUUUUGUGUUUUACUUUCUAAAGAGAGUGAUCUGUUAUCAGUCAGCAUUUCUUAUCUGAUAAUGUGGGAAUAAUUGAUUGCAGAAUACUACCAGGAACUGCUUCAGAGUAUUAACAGGUUUUACAAUUGGUUAAUGUUGUUCUGAAUCAAACUGAUUUUAAAUCUAUUGUGCAAGCAAUCACAUAAUGUUUUAGAUCUUUUUUUCUUAAUUGAAAUUUCUUAUCCUCUUAAAUGCCACUUUAGGACUGCUCCAGUUUUUACACUUGGACUCUAAAGUAUUCCAGCAAUUUUGAUCUGUUUUGGAAUCCUCAGUUAUUGGCUUUUAUGCUGAUUAUGUGUUUUUAGUAAAUUGAAAGAGUUUUGAACAAAAUGAUUUUCUAUUCAAAAGCACAGCUAAAGCACAACAGGCACUUCAAAUAUGGUGAGCAAAUGAAUUUUAAAAGAAAACAAAAGAAAAUCUAUAGAGUUCUGAUAUUCUGGGCAAAAUUGCAAUUGCACACAAGUUUCCUUCAAAUUUCUCUUUUCUAUGGUUUUUAUAGGCAACAUUUUCCUAAUUGAAAUAGUCUAACAAGUACAGCAUUAUAAUAAUGUACUGUACUGAUAACCUUUGUUCUGUUUUCAGAAUUUUUUUUCUCUUUUCGGAGGACUUCGAAGUAAAUUAGAUUGAAAUCUAGAAUCUGAACUCAGUUUCUGAUCUAUGCAGAGUUUUUAAUGCCAAAAUAGCAUGUGUGGUGGAUGUGUGUUUUAAUUCCAUCUCUGUCUGGAAGCUUUCAUAAAUCUUAAAGUGGCUCCUGAACUCAAUGAUUAACUUGAAAAAAUCCUUAAACAACAAUUCUGUUGUAAGGAUAGAAUGCUAUGUUUGUAAUUGGGUAGAAUCUUGUUUAUGUCCUGAUUAUGUAGCCAUGAUUUAGAAGCUAUUUUUUCGAUCCUUGUAAUUUCUGCUGAUUCACAUAUCUGUCAUGUGAUAACUGUAAAAACUCUGUGAUAUUUAUGUGAAACAGCCAUUACAAGUUGGCAUCGUCAGGUUCUCAUAUUUGGUAAACAUUGUUUCUUUCAAUGGAUGUGAAUUUUUUUGAUAUUAUUUGGUGUUGCCCAUUUAAAAAUGAAAGACUGAAAUUCAGUGACUAUUUUUGAAACCCUGAUUUCCAAAUGAAAUUUCUCUGAACUAAAACUUAGAAUGACAUAGUCAUAUAUGACAUAUUUUAAAUUAUAACUUUGGUUAGCCAAGGCAGCAAAAGAGCAAAACUCAUAUUAAUACAGUUUAUAGUUAUAAAAAAUUCAUUGUAUGAAUGGAUAAUUAAGUCAACCCUACUUUUUGACUUUGGAAGUUGUCAGUCUUAACUGGAAACUCUUGAAUAUGUAGAUGGAAGUGGGUAUAAUGAUUAAAUGCUUGAAAUUGAAUUUUAUGUACUAUUUAUUCAAAAUGAUAUUUCAUAAAAGUCAUUUUAUUUGAUGUUAAACCCAAUAUUAAUUUAAGCACUGACAUAAUUUUUAGAUUACUAGAAAACUCGCUCAAACUGCUAAGCUCUAUUCCCCCCCCCCCCAAUGUUUUACUAUUUUGGUCCCAUUAUUGCUGAAAGCUCUAGAUAGUUCUUGUAUUAGGAUUCAAAAUUGGCUACAAUGUGUAGGAACUGAUGCUUAAUUUAGAAAUGAGCCUUUCCUUGUGCAAUGUAAUUCCUGGAACUUACUUUAAAUAAUGCCAUUUUUGGAACAGUGCCAUAAUAAUCUCAGUAGGUUGAUUGAUGUUUCUUUUGUUCCCUUUUUCCUUCCAACUCUUUUUGAACAGGCACCUCUGUAUUAUCUUCUCUUACUACUGUCAUAUUUAUAUUUUCUAGAAAUGUUGUUUAAAAGCUUUAAUUCAAAUACAUAUGAACGCAGUCUGUUAGGAGUUAGAAUAGCAAUUAAUGGGAGCUUAGAAAUAUGUUAAUUCUAGAGUGUUGCUCUUCAAAUGAUAUUUCAUAGGGCAACUAUUUUUAAUGAGAUAGUUAAUAAGUGGGAAGUAUUUGGGGCUUUUAAAGUUCCAAAUUAUUUGUCUUUUUUAAUGGUGAAAAUGCUGUCAGCUUAAACUGGAACUGAGUAUUUUGGGCUUUUGGGAUCCAGAUGAAAUGUUAUGGAAGGAUCAGUUGUAGUGAUAAGUCUUAUGAAAACAUUUUGUAAGGCGGAGUAUCAAAUGGCAACCUCCCUAUGUCAAUAUUUAUCUUACUAAAAGCUGACUAAAAGUUGUUACAGUAGGAAAGCCAUACUUUUCUUCAACCUGGCAGUCAAAAUAGAGUAGUAUUGUCCGUUUUAUGACCCUUUCAAAUUGAUUGUCUGUCUGUCUGUCUGAUAAUGGGUUGGCCUUGUCCAGGAGCUAGCAAUGCAUAACAUGCAAGCCACAUCUACAUGAUACAAUAUUGUAAUAAAGUUAAUUUCAUGUUUUGCAUUUUUUUCAAAAGGAGCAUUUAUAGACAAACCCAGCAGUUAUUCAAAAUGUAUGUAAUUAGUAAUUUUAUACCUAUAUAUGCAAGCAUAAUUAAUCCCAACUUUUGAAAAAUGCAGUCCAUAAAAUUUUAUUUUGAUACCUAAUUACAGCUCUCAACCACCUAAAUAUCAAAUGUUAUAAAUAAGUUGUGUAUGUGUGUAAUGUAACUCUUUUUUUGUUUUACUUAGGUCAUCUUUUAAUUAAGAUAGAGGGUCGUGCUAUUUAUUUCAGGUUAGAAUCCAGUUAGUUAUUCUUAUCAUU
Molecule: messenger RNA, 5688 nt
Organism: Thamnophis elegans (Western terrestrial garter snake)
Lineage: Eukaryota; Metazoa; Chordata; Lepidosauria; Squamata; Natricidae
Gene: LDLRAD4
Product: low density lipoprotein receptor class A domain containing 4
Biological process (GO): negative regulation of transforming growth factor beta receptor signaling pathway
Cellular component (GO): Golgi membrane; early endosome membrane
Molecular function (GO): R-SMAD binding
Source: RefSeq, a predicted model, not a curated record